This is a messenger RNA of Trichobilharzia szidati, 1414 nucleotides long. Lineage: Eukaryota; Metazoa; Platyhelminthes; Trematoda; Strigeidida; Schistosomatidae. The record is from the annotation of a GenBank genome assembly.
UUGUAUCCAGCCUACACUUACUUCGGACGCACUGCGGAGAAUGUUUUACUCCACAAAAGAACGUGCAAAGUACUUUUGAAUUUCAAAGUUUCUCAUGAAGUGCUUUAUGUACCACUUACGUUACUGAUGCAAUGUCAUACAAACGGUUGUUUUAUAAUUCAUCCAGACAAUGCAAAAUUUCUAGCGUUUGCAGUGAUGUGAAGACUGUUGAGAAAACUACGAAACAAUGGUUUUUGUACAAUGAAAGGGCAACUGAUAUUGAACCGGAGAAAACAUCUAUCAUCUUAUUCCCAGGCCAGGGGGCACAGUUUGUUGGGAUGGGCAAAGAACUCGUAAAACUACCCAAGAUUAAAGAGAUGUUUCAAUGUGCUAAUGAAAUUCUAAGGACAGAUAUUCUACGCACUUGCUUGGAGGGUCCUGUUUCAAAGUUGUCAAAAACUAUUCAUUGUCAACCGGCAACUUACAUAAUUUCCCUAGCAGCCAUAGCAAAACUGCGGGAAGAAAACGACGAGUUAGUUAGGAAUUGUGUAGCUACAGCUGGAUUUAGUGUUGGUGAAAUCACAGCACUGGUGUUUUCCGGUGCCCUUACAUAUGAAGAAGGUUUGCAUAUCAUUCGUGUCCGAGCAGAGGCUAUGCAGAAAGCAUGUGAUCAAAAAUCUGGAGCAAUGCUUACGGUGUUUGUGAAUCCAGGAUCUCCAUUAAAACUCGCAAUAGCAGCAGCUAUUAACCAUUGCGAAAUUCAUCAUAAAAUCCAAAACCCCUGUUGUAAAGUUGCUAACUAUCUUUAUCCAGACUGUAAAGUUCUUGCCGGUAAUAACGAGGCUAUAGAUUACAUUGAAGAACAUGCUGCUCAAUUUGGAAUACGUCGUACAAAACGGUUAGAAGUCAGUGGGGCUUUCCAUACACCUUUAAUGUUCUCUGCCUAUAAAACUUUGGCUAAUUCACUUAACAGAAUGGAUGAUUUCCGUGAACCUAAAAUACCUGUUGUUAGUGUUGUAGACGCUUUGCCUUAUAGAAAUGCAAUGAAUAUUAAGCAAAAACUUGCUAUGCAGGUCACUCGUCCCGUACUAUGGGAACAAACGUUAUAUGCAUUAUACAAUCGUCCACCAGAUGUUUCUUUUCCGCGUACCAUUGAACCUGGUCCUGGUAGACAACUUGGUGCUAUGCUAAGGAUGGCUAAACGUGGGGCGUUUUCAAAUUACAUUUCUCUAGAUGUAUAGUUAAACUAUGUUUUGUAAAUUCUUACUCCGUAUCAUAUCUCCCUACAAAUCCACAUAUACUCAUUGUUCAUAAUAGCAGGGCUAAUGAAACAAAAAAAGGGAUUCCGAAGAAACUUUUCUUUAUUGUUUUAUUGAGAAUAAAUUGUAUUGCAGUAGUAAAUUACACAAACAUAAUCAUAAUAAUACUAAAUUAU